Molecule: messenger RNA, 1089 nt
Organism: Zophobas morio
Lineage: Eukaryota; Metazoa; Arthropoda; Insecta; Coleoptera; Tenebrionidae
Product: venom acid phosphatase Acph-1-like
Exons: 7
Coding region: 1-1089 (362 amino acids)
Biological process (GO): dephosphorylation
Molecular function (GO): phosphatase activity
Source: RefSeq, a predicted model, not a curated record
AUGAGCAAAAUUUUUAUUCUUUUUUUUGUUCUCACUAUAUUCACAAAACUAAACCUAUCCGAAAACACCACUUUGGAACUGGUUCACGUGAUAUUUAGACACGGAGAUCGAACCCCCGACAAAGACCUGCUUUAUCCUACUGACCCAUACGUGAACGCUUCCUUUUACCCAGAAGAUUUCGGCCAACACACCAACACCGGGAAACUGAAACAGUACCUUUUGGGACAAGCUUUACGCAAACGUUACAAGAAAUUUUUAGGGAGUUACACGUACGAAAUUGUAAAGGCGCGUUCUUCGGACUACGCUAGAACAAAAGUUUCUUUACAGUUAGUUCUAGCGGGUUUGUUUCCGCCAGAAGGUGCCUUGGUUUGGAACAAAAAUUUGAAGUGGCAGCCUGUAGCGUCCGAGUACUGGCCAAUGAGGAGGGACCACAUUUUGGGACAACCGUACAAGAACUGUCCACGGUACGAGAAAUUGUACUUGGACUUUCUAAACUCGACGCAAGGCCGAAAAAUGUUCGAGAACUACAGUGACACUUUUGAGUACUUGUCAAAACACACUGGAUUUUCUAUUACGAGUAAAAGGAUCUACGAGGUGUAUUUUACUUUAGAUGUGGAGAGAGAAAUGGGGCUCGAACUUCCAAAAUGGACACAGUCGGUUUUUCCAGAAGCUCUUUUCGAUUUACUGCAGCUGGAGUACUUUGCAAGAUCGGCAACCCAAGAACUGAAAAAAUUGUCGUCUGGUUUUUUGCUUAAAAAAAUUAUUAGAGACACUAGAAACAAGCUGAUGGGAAUUUUGCCACAGAAUCGAAAGAUCUUUUUAUAUUCUGCCCACGAACAUCACCUAACGUGUUUGAUGCAGCUUUUGGGAAUUUAUUACCCCCACGUCCCACCAUAUUCGGCUUAUAUUUUAAUAGAAAUUCAUAACUUUGGAGGAAUCAGAAGAGUGAAGAUUUUUUACCAAGAUUACUCAGACCAAAACCCCAAAGAGCUAAAAUUACCAAACUGUGGUACUUCUUGCACUUUCAACGAUUUUACCAACUUGUACAAAAAAUAUUUACCUAAAUCUAAACAAGAGUGUAAAAUAUAG